UCAGCUCCUCCGUUCGCUCUGGUCGGAAGAUUUUCGUUCGCCAUGGACAAUCGAGUGGAGCAGACAACUCACAGUAUGCGGAGAAAGAGAGGAACCGCCGGCAGCGUAAGCUGCAGAGUCCCAUCGGGGCUUCUAUCGCUGUUGGUGCUGCUCCUUCCCUCGAUCUGCAAUGCUUAUCGGCCCGGCGACAUCGUCCCGAUGAGCCGCAGGGGCCAAUACCACUCGUCCAGGACCGUGUGGCAAGACUUGAUUGGUCGCCACUGCCCGGUCUUCGCCGUCAAUCGCGAGGUGUUGAUCCCUAUACCGAAACCGACGGGCUUCACCGGAGCUGAUCCGUACAAAAUAUCAUUUCAAGUUGGAAGAGAGAAGUUUCUGAUUCCAUGGCUUUACGUGAUAAACCGUAAUAGCCGUGAGGUGCCAAUGAUUGAUGUGCAUUUGAGAUACUCUGGAAGUGAUUUGCAUGGUGUUACAGCCAAAGUUCUGGACAUGCCUCACCACUAUAUUGAUAUUCACCCUGAUAUCGCUAAACAAUUCUGGGAUUCUCAGAUUUGGCCCAAACAUGUGCUUGUUCGGUACACAUGGGAGGAGCAGUCAGAGAUAGAUGUUGCCUCUGGAUUUUACGUUUUGUUUGGAUCAGGGCUUGUGCUAUCUUUCAUACUUUCAAUCUACGUCCUGCAAUCAUCUCGAGACAAACUGGCAAGAUUUGUUAGAGAAACCGUCGCAGAAACCAGCAUGCCUGUUGGAGGAGUUGCAAAGGUGGAGUGAUACAGUCCUAACAAAGAGUCCUGACCUUGCAUUUUUGUACAUCAAAGGUUUAUCUAGUCCCCACAGUCCCAGAAGCCCACAACGUUUGUAUUAGAUGCAACUGUUUUCAUCGGAAUCCUACCAAGGAUGCUCAUGAAUAGCACUGCUUGUAUUUGCUGAGAUUAGCUUCAGAAGUCUUGUUAUGACAUUUUUGUUUCAAUGUAAAUGCUUGAAAUUGAGCAAUUGAACCUCAGAAUGUGGGUUAUUGAUGCUGUCAAGAGGGACAUGAUACCUUAUGUUCCACGA
Punica granatum (pomegranate) is the source of this 1050-nucleotide messenger RNA. The record is from RefSeq and is a predicted model, not a curated record. NCBI's taxonomy places the organism in Eukaryota, Viridiplantae, Streptophyta, Magnoliopsida, Myrtales, Lythraceae.